AACUUUAGUUAUUUAACCGGGUCUUAAAACUGCUGUAAACCAAUUAAAGUCCAGUUAACUUGAGUUGCGGAACCGGGCCUAAAUUCUUUGCCCAAGCAACUGCAAGCAACAGGUGGUUUUUAUUUACCACGUCCGUUUAAUUUGAUUUCUCACAAAAUUUCUCGUUUUUCUUUAAAUGUGUACAUUUUACAGAAUCAUUUCCAGCAACGAAGCUUGAGGCAUUUGCUGGUCAAUCAUGAGGAGAGGAAAGAAGACCGUUUUAAUUAUACCAUAAAAUGUGGACUAUCUCUGUGCGAUCCAAAGCGAAAUCAGGCUUCUUAACUGGCUUUGUGCUCGGUGCCACCUUAGCAUUGCUUGUCGCCAAGAUCGGCUACUUCACCGGUGCAAGAUCAUGCGAGAAAAACUGUGCAGUGUCUCCUGAGAACAAACAUCGGAUUGCCAAACAUCUUACGAAGUCCGUUGGUCUCUUUGAGGAUGAUUCCACAAAUAAAUUGAGCUAUCAAGAAUGGCUGAAAAAUCAGAAUGUGGAAACGUUUCGACUGGACAUGGACUAUCGAGUGUAUGGUCCAGAGAAAUCGAGAGAUCUUUUACAGGCAGAGUCCGAGUGGCUCAAGUCGAAAGUGCAUGUCACGUGCGUAGUGUUUGUGGAGCGACUGAAACUCGCUCGAACGAUCAAAAGUACUUGGGGGAAGCGUUGCGAUAAAUUGCACUACUUUGGUCAUACUUUAAGUGAUGCGGAGGUCCCAGUGAUAAAGUUCCCUGUGAAUCUAACGUCCACCUGGCAGUUAUUAUGCGAGGCGAUGAAUUAUGUAUGGAAUUCUGCAAAGUCUGAGAAAAUCAAUCAGGGGAAGUCCCAGUGGGUAAUCUUUGUGAAGGAUGACACGAUGGUGAUUCCCGAAAACCUGCGGUUCAUGGUCGCCCCUCUCGAUGAUAGCAAAGGGCAUUAUUUGGGUCAUGCCGUUGUUUUGUGGGGUCAGGUGUACAAUAUCGCUCAAGCUGGCUAUGCUCUCAGCCGGGGAGCUUUACAGAAUAUGGUCGAUAUGUUUAAUACCAGUGAAAAGUGCGCAUCCAGUGGAAAGUAUUGGAAAAAGGAGGAUUACUAUCUAGGCAAACACUUAUCUUCUCUUGGCAUCUAUCCUACCGACACAAGGGAUGAAUAUCUUCGAGGGACGUUCCAUGGUUAUUCUCUGCAAACUCUUUUAUGGGGAGUUGCGAGGCCUGGCAGCUAUUGGACUCGAGCUCUGUAUCCACCUGGACCAGAAUGCUGCUCACCGAAGUCCAUCACUUUCGGUAUCGGAGAGUCUGACAAAAUGUACACGCUGAAUUAUCUAUUGUAUCAUUUACAUGUAUACGUCGGACCAGGAAUUUAUGGAAAUAAACCUGCUCCAACGAGUAAAACGGAAGAAGAGAUCUGGAGAUCAGUAUUAAGAGAUGAGUUCAACAUCACCGAAACAGGGGAUAUAUCGAGUGAGAGAUAUUAUAAUAUCUGGAAGGAAAGAUGCUCCGAGCCAGAACAAUUCAUAAUGAAAAAUUACAAGAACAUGCCGGACGUUCUGGACUCGCUUUUAACAGCUUAUGAAUCGGGAAAACACAUGACAGAGAAGAAUCUCUUGAAUUGAAAUGCUGCGGAGGGAGCCAUAACCUAUGCAACGGUCAGUAUAAAUUGCUUUGAAGCAAUUAUUUUAAGAAAAUCAUGUAUAUACCUGGGGCCUGAACAAUUCCUUGUGAUGAAUUACAAGAACAUGUCAGAUAUUCUGGGCUCUAUUUUAAGAGAAUGUGAACCGGACCUUGACUUAAAACCCUUGGGAAGCAGCAUUAACCUAUGCGAGUGCAAAAAUGAUAAAAGAACGACUCAUUACGAAAAAUUACAAGAACAUGGCAGAUGUCCUGGAAAUUGUUAACGGCAUAUGAAUCUAAGAAACACGACGCAGAAGAAUCUUAAAUUAAAUCUCUUCGAAGGGAGCCAUAACCUGUGCAGUUGACGGUGUAAACAACAUCGGAGCAAUUAUUUUAAGAAAAUCAUAAUAAAUAGUUACUAUCAAAUAACACGAGAAUUGAGGUUUGUACACUGUUUAUGUCAAGUUUUGUACAUUUGGAAGGCUUUAAUAAAAUUUUGGAGAUAUUUUUUGUUA
Messenger RNA from Orussus abietinus, 2132 nucleotides. Its product is annotated as glycoprotein-N-acetylgalactosamine 3-beta-galactosyltransferase 1. Gene Ontology annotation, molecular function: N-acetylgalactosaminide beta-1,3-galactosyltransferase activity. Gene Ontology annotation, cellular component: membrane. The record is from RefSeq and is a predicted model, not a curated record. The transcript has 4 exons. Bases 276 to 1619 code for a protein of 447 amino acids. NCBI's taxonomy places the organism in Eukaryota, Metazoa, Arthropoda, Insecta, Hymenoptera, Orussidae.